Pygocentrus nattereri (red-bellied piranha) is the source of this 1195-nucleotide messenger RNA. RefSeq names its product UDP-glucuronosyltransferase 1A1-like. The transcript has 3 exons. Gene Ontology annotation, molecular function: UDP-glycosyltransferase activity. The record is from RefSeq and is a predicted model, not a curated record. Lineage: Eukaryota; Metazoa; Chordata; Actinopteri; Characiformes; Serrasalmidae. The coding region runs from base 273 to 1142 and encodes 289 amino acids.
AUUAAGUAGCCUCUAUUAAUUAUUUAGAAAGAAAAUAAUGUGCAUGUUCUGUAGUUACGAGAGUGCAGUGUGGACAAAAGGGUCCUGGCAGUUCAAGGCACUGAUCUCUCACCUAGUUUAUGGACUCUGAACCUUUACGCCACUGCACACACUGAAUUACAUAAAAGCUCAGUCAGACCGAGUUGAGCUCAGUCUGCUUCAGUGUUGCUUGGAGGGCCCAUCACUGCCACACUGUAGUGCUUUCAGAAGGGGUUUUGUGAGACUUGGUUGGAAUGCAGAGCGUUGUGGUUCUGGGGCUGCUGGCUUUGCUCUGCUGCUCCUCUAUAGGGACUGUACGAGGGGGGAAGAUAGUGGUCAUGCCUGUGGACGGCAGCCACUGGCUCAGUAUGAAGAUUCUGGUGGAGGAGUUAUCUCAGAAAGGUCACGAGAUGGUGGUUUUGGUCCCUGAGGCUAACUAUCAUAUCCUGAAUGGCAGCUACACCACUAGGACCUUCAAGGUACCCUACACCAUGGCUGAUCUGGAUGCUUCAUUGGAUAUAAUUAAGAAAGGGACGUUGGAGGCUCCAGGACUUCUCGAUGUUCCAAAAACUUUUGAAAUGAUUAUGAAUUUCACAGAGAUGCAAGUGAAAGGCUGUGAAGGCCUGCUGUACGAUGAGCCUCUGAUGAGGAGCCUGCAGGAGCAAGACUUCGAUCUCAUGCUGACUGACCCUUUCCUGCCCUGUGGUACGAUCAUCGCUGAUGCUUUCUCGAUUCCUGCCGUUUAUUUCUUACGUGGGAUGGUCUGCGGACUGGACCUGGAAGCAGCCCAGUGCCCCUCACCCCCUUCUUAUGUCCCAAGGCUCUUCACGGGAAACACAGAUGCCAUGACCUUCCCUCAGAGGGUCAAGAACUUGCUCAUGGUGGGAGUCGAGUCGAUCCUCUGUAAGAAUGUUUAUCGCAGCUUUGAUGAACUGGCCAGCCGAUAUCUCAAGAAGGACACUACCUAUAAACAGCUUCUUAGUCAUGGUGCAAUUUGGUUUAUGAGGUACGACUACAUGUUUGAGUACCCUAGACCCCUAAUGCCCAACAUGGUGAUGGUUGGAGGCCUGAAUUGUGCCAAGAAGAAGCCCCUGCCAGCGGGUCAGUACGAGGGGGGAAGAUAGUGGUCAUGCCUGUGGACGGCAGCCACUGGCUCAGUAUGAAGAUUCUGGUGGAG